AGGUGUGUGGUGAAAACGACUCACAGGGUGACAGACUUGUUUGCACUUGCUGCUUGCCACGCAAAGCGGCUGAUUGACUUUGACUUUGGGAGGCGGAAAGAUUAAUAAGUUUGCCCGUUAUUAAAAGAUUUACAUUUCGAAAACUUUAACGGUUUUCGUAUUUCGAUGGUCACAGGAUGCCGCCAAAAUGUAAAAGUUGUUCGUCAAGAGAUGGAGGGAAAUUAAGGAAAAGAUUUUUUAGCACUUUCCUGAAGUUUGUACUUUGCGUCACUCUUCUUGUCCUGGCUUUUACAUCUCCGUCACAAGGCGGUGGAGAUGACGUUUCGGCAGAGGACGAUGAAGAAUCGGCGGGCGAGCUCAGAAGAACAACAAAUGAAGUCGAGCCAGAAUUUGCAGAACCCAUUCCUAACAUCACAAUUCCUGUGGGGCGAGACAUACAACUGCCGUGUAUAGUCGACAACUUGGGCUCCUACAGAGCCGCCUGGAUUAAAGUGGAGACGAAAGCGAUCCUGACGAUCCAUCACCACAUCAUCACCCGGAAUUACCGGAUUUCUCUGAGCCACAGCGACAAUCGCAACUUUGUCUUACACAUCCGCAAUGUCCAGAAGAGUGAUCGGGGCGGAUACAUGUGCCAAAUCAACACAGCGCCCAUGAAGAGCCAGAUUGGAUACGUUGACGUUUUAGUUCCUCCAGACAUAAUCAUGAAUGAAAGUAGCACGGACAUCACCGCCAGAGAAGGGACCAAUGUUUCACUGGUGUGCAAAGCCAAAGGGUAUCCCAGUCCGAAUAUUUCAUGGAGGCGAGAGGAUAAUCAACCUAUUCCACUGGGAACAUGGCAUGGGAAGAAAGUACUAGCUACUAGCUUUGAUGGCGCUCAGUUAAAUAUCAGUCGUGUCAGCAGACUACACAUGGGUGCUUAUCUCUGCAUUGCUUCCAAUGGAGUUCCGCCAUCGGUUAGCAGAAGAAUAUUACUCCACGUAAACUUUCCGCCGGUGAUGUGGAUUCCUAACCAAUUAGUCGGUGCGCCACUGGAUAAAGACGUGACGCUUGACUGCCACACGGAGGCGUAUCCUGCUUCUAUAAAUUAUUGGGCUAAAGAUGGCGGCGACAUGAUUAUAAACGAUGCGAAAUACGAGACAUCCAUCAAAGAGAAGAAUUACAAAGUACACAUGAGACUCGCCAUCAAGAACCUCGAGCCGCAAGAUUUCGGUACCUACAAGUGUUUCGCAGAAAACUCGUUAGGCUCCACAGAAGGAUCCAUUCGCCUGUAUGUUAUUUAUCUAAUUUCAGAAAUUCCCCCACCUACAAGCGAACCUACAAAGGACACGGCAGCCAUUCGCAGACAAAGUGUUGAAGAAGUUGAAGUCUUUCCGAGACAUCAAAGUUUGGGAUCUGCAAAAAAUUCUGGUAAGGAAACAGAAGAUACAGAAGGUGAUCAAAGCAAAAAUCCAGUAACAGACGGCAAAUACCGCGCAUCUGAAGAGGCGGCCGCCGCUCACGAGGAUCACUCGCAGACCUCCAAUAGGAAAAGGAAUCGAUCUGGCUCCGAAAAAGUAUCUGAAAAGAGUGCCAGUGGCGGCUUCAAGACUAAGGACAUUUUUCAGGUUUUAAUCCUAGUUUUGGCCGUGCUUCUCACAAUAUCAACAUAACGGACAAUAGAAGGAAAAACAUUCGAUCAUCCGUAAAAGGCUUGAUUGCUGAUUGGAAGUUAAAAGCAACCAACCGGCCAAAACGGAUAAUGUUUUUUGACCGCUUGUUGUGUUUGUAUUGAUUUCAAGAGAAAGGUUAAUUCUGUCUUGUAUUUUUAUUCCGUUUUAAAGAACGUUUUAUGUCAUUUUUAUAUCAAAGUAAUAAAUAUUAAACGCCGAGGUAUUCAACGCUUGAGAUUUAUUUUUUGGAUCGUUGAAGAUGAAUGUAAAAAAAUAAAGAAAAGAUUAUGCAUUAUUAAAUUGCCCGAAUUUAUAAAUAAAAUGUAUAUUUUACUACAACAAUAUAAAUUGUAUGAUAAGGUAUUAAAAAUGCUGUUAAGCGUUGAAUUAUAAUAAAAUAUAUUCUGGAUAUUCAUAAUAUUAAAAAAAAACAUUGUUGAGACUCAUCAUUGUGAUAAAUUUGAUUCAUCCUUAAAAACAUUGCUAAUUUUUGCAAAAAAUGUGUUUAUAGAAGGCUUUUAAUAACAACUUAAAUUUUUUAUUUUAGUUCAA
Argiope bruennichi is the source of this 2201-nucleotide messenger RNA. Its product is annotated as lachesin-like. The transcript is spliced from 11 exons. NCBI's taxonomy places the organism in Eukaryota, Metazoa, Arthropoda, Arachnida, Araneae, Araneidae. The record is from RefSeq and is a predicted model, not a curated record. Bases 177 to 1649 code for a protein of 490 amino acids. Gene Ontology annotation, cellular component: neuron projection.